Messenger RNA from Camelina sativa (false flax), 1502 nucleotides. RefSeq lists its product as uncharacterized. Gene Ontology annotation, biological process: Golgi vesicle transport. NCBI's taxonomy places the organism in Eukaryota, Viridiplantae, Streptophyta, Magnoliopsida, Brassicales, Brassicaceae. The record is from RefSeq and is a predicted model, not a curated record. Gene Ontology annotation, cellular component: membrane.
AAAAAACGUAAAGCUUGGGAAAAUAAAAAUUCCUUCUUUCCUGCAGAAGCAAAAGAGGAGGAAGAAGGGAAGAGAAGGGGGAGCAGAGAAUCUAUUAAUUUGGAUUUUAAUCGGAGAGAAUAUAUUCCGACGAAGAUUUUGCAGAUUGGUUUGGUCUUAAUUGAGAGAGAGGGGGUUUUGGUGUGGGAGAGAUGAUGGUAGCUAAUAGUUUCGAUCUAUGGCAAAAAGAUGUCUUUUUCUCCGCAGCUGAAGAGGUUCAAGAAUCUGCUGAUAUAAUGGAGUCUGCGUAUAGGUUGUGGAUUAAAGAGAAGAGACAAGGUCCUCCUCGAGUAUCUGUAGAUUCAGACGAGCUCUGCAAAGAACUCCAAGCAGCUUUGAGCACUGCUAAAUGUCAGUUGGAAGAGUUUGAGAGGGCAGUGAGGUUAAGCCAUGGAAACUGUCGAGAUGACACUACGUUAACUAGGCAUAAACAGUUUGUUACCGCUAUUGAAAACCAGAUUUAUCGAGUAGAAUCUUCUCUGCAAGAAGCGUUAAGCGAGAAUGGGAAACAACAACCUUUGCGUUGGGUUGAUCUUAACAAAGAAGAGCGUGAUGAUCUUGCUAUGUUUCUAUCUGGAUCUUCUCAGACGUCAGAUAGUUUAAACAGUGAUAGCAUCAACUUGAGAGAUUCAUCAACGAGUUCUAUGGCUGAGAUGAAUGGUAGAAGAGACUGUGUGAUAGACAUUGACGAGAGAGGAAGUCCUGAAAGUGGUGAUGAUAUAAUCCGUGUGCAAGCAGAUAAAAAAGCUGGUACAAGAAGAACUUGGAGUUCACCAAAUGUACCUAAUAUCAGUGCGUUGAGGAUUAACGUUACUGGUAACGCAAAAGAAGAAGAGAGGAAGAGGUUUUUGUCACAGAUUGAAGCCACUCCUAAAGAAAAAGGAACCAAACCUCUGUUUUGGCUGCAGAGAUGUCGUGAUUAUAACCAGCUCAUUGACAGAGUCAGUCUUUAUAAAAGACGGUUUCGUGUUCCGUUUAGCCGCCCGAUUCAGCUCAUUCUUUCCUUAAUGCUAAUCUUGUUUCUUCUGAUACCGUUUCGAGUUUAUUCAUCUUGAGAACCUAAACCAUGGUUUCGGAAAUACUCUCAAGAAAAAUUGACAGGUUUUGUAUCACAGAUUCUUGCGUAUUUGGUUACACACGUUAGAUGAUGCUACAUGAUUGAUUCAACAUCCCUCAAGAAGGAAGAGAGGGUUAAAUAAAGCUUUGUCACAAAGAUUCAAAGAAGGACAAGUCUGCUUUAUUACUCUCUUUUAUCCACAGGGAGCAUAUAGGGGAAAUGUAAAUUUGUAAGAUACAAUCUAUAAAACUUGAAGCUACGGUUUAGACGUGUACCUGUAGAAAACCAAAAAUGCGUGUUGUGUUCAAUGAUAUCUCCAGUGUUUGUUUGUCUCUCAGAUAUUAUUUUGGAACAAAAACAUUCUUUUGUCCCCUUUCACUUACUUCACAAGUCUUUUUGUUCGAAA